AUGUCUGUUGAAAAUAUUAGAAAAUUAGUUACAUUUUUAAAUGCACCACCUUUUUCUAAAAAUCUAAAUUUAAUUACCUUUGAUAGUUUAAAAAAUGAUAAACUUCUUCAAUUAUUAAGUGAUGUAUUACAAUGGAUAACGAAUGAUAGUAUUAUUGAUAUACGCUCAGAAUCUGCAGAAGAAACAGCUAUACGAAUAUUUAAUGCUUUACGUUUAAUAAGAUUUAGAGCUCCAAAAGAUUUAGAUGAAUUACAAGACUGGAGGACUGGUAUAAUUGAGGGAGAGAAAUGUUAUAUAUACCCUAUCUUAUAUUGGGUUUUUACAAACCAAGAAAAAAUCAGAGAACGUGUAUAUUUAUCACAUUAUUUGACAAAAGUUAAUAUCCCUCCAGAAUUCAAAGAUGAUGAGAUUAUUGAACUUGAAAAUGAAGUUAAUCAAGUUAUGGAACAAUUUAAAGAAACUCACAAAGCUGUUAAAGAUGUUAAAUUUGACAGUUUAUUGAUACAAGAUAUUAAAAAUGAUUUAAAUACAAUGAGUCAAGAAAAAGAACAAUUGAAUAGAAGAGUUGAAAAAGUUAAAAAAAAAGUUAUGAAUAUAAAAGGUUAUGAAAAAUAUUUAAAAUUAGCUAAACAAUUACGUAUAGCUAAAGAUGAGGGAACAAAAUAUCGAGCAUUAAAAUUUGAACAAGAAACAUUUAUUUCUAAUUAUAGUGGUAAAAAAAAACGCCUUGAAAGAGAUAUUAAUGAAAUAGAAAAUAAUAUAAAUAACAUGAAUCCAUCACAAUUAAUAAAAGAUCUUGAAGAAGAAAUUGAUAGUUAUACAUAUAUUUUAACAGAUAAAUUACAACCAGAAAUAGAAAAUAAGCAAAGGAUAAUACAUGAUUUGACACAAAUUGCUAAUAUGAAAACUAUUACUAAAGAAGAUAUUUUAGAAAUGAAUAAAAAUAUUGAUAAUCUUAAUGCUGAUAUUAUGAAUUUAACAUUAGAAAGAGAUAAUAAGGAUGAAGCUAAUGAUGAUAAGUUAUCUAUUUAUAGACAUCAAGCUGCUAAUAUUGCUAGAAAAAAAAGUGUUAUGGCAGAAAUACUUCAAAGAAGGAGAGAGGAUCUAACUGAAGUAGAAAAUGAACUCAAUGAAAAAAAGAAGAGAUUAAAAGAAAAAUAUGGUGGUGGGGAGGUUGUCAGUAGUGUUGAAAUGAAAAAAUAUAUUUCAAAAUUUAGAGCUAAAACAUUUGAAUAUAAAAAAAGAAAAGGAACAAUUGAUAAUAUGAAACGUGAAAUUGGAAUUUUAAAUGGAACUCUUAAUAUUCUUAAUAGAGAAUGGAAUAUAAUUAAAAAAGAUAAAGAAAAUAAAAAAGAAAUUGUAAUAGAAACAAUUUUGAAGCAACCUGUCAAACCUAAAGGAUAUGAAAGACCUAAAACUGGAAAAGUUAAAACACGUAAUGUAGAUGAAUUGAAAAAACUUAUUAAUGAUAUGGAAAAUGAAAUUGAAUUUAAAAAAAAUGAAGGAACAACUUUAAAUGAUCAAUUGUUGUCUAUUCAUGAAAAAAUAAAUAGAUUAAAAAAACUUUCUCAAGAGAAAGAUAAUGAUAAUGAUAUUAUGGAAAUAAAUAAAAUGGAAGGCCUUCUUGAAAGAAUAACAUCUCAGGUAUCUGAAGAAUCAAGGAAUGUCGAAAGGCAUCAGGAAUAUGUUAAUAAAAUUAAAGAUGAUUUACUAGUUCCAUCACUUGAAAAUGAAGAAAAAUCAUUAGAGGAAGAAAAAACUUUAUUAAUUAAAGAAAUGGAUAAUUUAAGAAGACAAGAGCAAUCAGUUGAUCAAAUUGAAAUGUGGAAAGGUAUACAAGAAAUUUUUGAUUCUAAACUUGCUUAUUUUGAAAAAUUUCAUUAA
This is a messenger RNA of Strongyloides ratti, 1884 nucleotides long. RefSeq names its product Intraflagellar transport protein 81 homolog. Gene Ontology annotation, biological process: cilium assembly; intraciliary transport. The transcript is spliced from 2 exons. Gene Ontology annotation, cellular component: centrosome; cilium; intraciliary transport particle B. Bases 1 to 1884 code for a protein of 627 amino acids. NCBI's taxonomy places the organism in Eukaryota, Metazoa, Nematoda, Chromadorea, Rhabditida, Strongyloididae. Gene Ontology annotation, molecular function: tubulin binding. The record is from RefSeq and is a predicted model, not a curated record.